AUGGCUCACUCUCAAGCUCAAAAGUUCUGGCAAUCUCCCACCCAGCAAUUCGUAUCCUGCACUAUCUCAGCCUGCUUCGACCCAAUGUCAAAGCCCAGCAUUCCAUACGUUGAAGGUGCAACGUUCGAGGUCCGACGUCACGAACCCCCCCAGCCGACACGCGGAUCAUCUUGUAUAGCGAAUCCGACAGACAUGAAGGAACAACAGCGCAUGAGCCUCCUGGAACGCUGCUUUCUCCAUCCCCCUCUCCCAGGUCCAGCAACCCCCGCAGGCUCCGACUCCGAGUACGAGAGCGUCCCAUCAUCUUCUUUGUCGCUCCUCAGAAUCCUCAAACCAAUCUCAGUCCACGACAACCAGGCGGCUCAAAUCAUACUGUGCGGCUCCGGCGGUGAUAUGAUCGCCAAGUUUUACGAUCCUCUCUAUGCCGCUACUCCGACUCGUGAAAACGACAUCUUUGCUGAUCCCUUCCGAACCGCAGAUUACAGCUACGCUCACGAGACAGCGGCAUAUGAAGCCCUGACCCGGUUCGCGGCCAGGCACCCACAUAUUUCGUGCUUCUUCCCUCGAUACUACGGCUCGUACACAUGCGAGAUAUCAACCCCUUUAGCGGGCAAGACUCGCACUGUGCGGUUGAUACUGAUGGAGUACAUCGAGGGUACGUGCCUUAGCAAAGUGGAUCCGACUCAGAUUCCGCCCCUGCCGCAGGAUGGGCGAAAAUGCAUUAUGGCCAGUAUUGUGAAUGCGGAAAGCGCUCUCUCCGCUGGCGGCUUGAAUCACAGGGAUCUCUUCCCUCGAAAUAUUAUCCUAAGGGGUUACCUGGGCGGUCGAGCGGGCCUCGCCGCCGUCACUACCGGCGAGCUGAAGCGCUCUUCCGACUUCUCGGUGGUCGUCCUCGAUUUUGGCAGAUCGGACAUCUUGCAUGGAAAGCGCUGCGCAGAUGACCAAGGCAGACCCAUCUCCCCAAUUCUGCGCUGGGAUAGGCGUACCGAAAUACAUAUCGACUGGCAACUGCUGGGAUGGGUGGAUUGGGACUGGCAGGCGUGGUUGGAGCAACAAUGGAAGAACUCCACCACAUACGCACCCAUCACGGAGGAGCUCAGGAAAACCUGGCUGGGGGUUUAUGACAGACAAUUCACCGUUCCCCCACCUGUUCCAUUACGGAAGAAUAAAGAAACCGAUGGUUUGGAGGUACCCGUAAUGCUCAAGUCCAGGAGCAAAAUUCUACGUUAA
Molecule: messenger RNA, 1230 nt
Organism: Endocarpon pusillum Z07020
Lineage: Eukaryota; Fungi; Ascomycota; Eurotiomycetes; Verrucariales; Verrucariaceae
Exons: 1
Coding region: 1-1230 (409 amino acids)
Biological process (GO): protein phosphorylation
Molecular function (GO): protein kinase activity; ATP binding
Source: RefSeq, a predicted model, not a curated record